ACUUCGGAAGCUACCUGUCUGUCUACAAGUGACGUUCGUUCGCAGCCGCAGUCGAAGCCCAGCCCAGCCCACUAUAUCCACAGCCUACAGCAGACGACGAGGCCGGCUCGUCUUGUCUCUCAUAUCGCUCGUCCUACUCCCGCUGCAUCAGAUCAUCCUCGACCAUCAUGGCAGCCUCGCAGGCAGACUACAAGGACAGGCAGUUCCUCGCCGUCAUUGGCGACGAGGAUUCGGUAACAGGGCUGCUGCUAGCUGGUAUAGGCCAUGUCACAAACCCCCCGGACUCCCAGAAGAACUUCCUCGUCGUCGACAACAAGACCGAGAACUCGGCUAUCGAGGCGGCCUUUGACUCCUUCACCACAGAGCGCAAGGACAUUGGAAUUGUAUUGAUCAACCAACACAUUGCCGACAAGAUCAGAUAUCGCAUCGAUACCUACACAGCCGCCUUCCCCACCGUCCUCGAGAUCCCGAGUAAAGAGCACCCCUAUGACCCUGAGAAGGAUAGUGUAUUGAGGAGAGUGAGACGCCUCUUUGGAGAGUAGGGCAGCAGAUCCCACGCGGACAUGGUUUUGGCACUGUUAGGUCCAACACAGAGCACUUUUGUACCAAUCACACGAGGCAUAGAGAUACCACGGAUUACCUGCUGUCU
This is a messenger RNA of Truncatella angustata, 649 nucleotides long. RefSeq names its product ATPase, V1 complex, subunit F. Gene Ontology annotation, biological process: proton transmembrane transport. Gene Ontology annotation, cellular component: proton-transporting V-type ATPase, V1 domain; fungal-type vacuole membrane. The coding region runs from base 168 to 542 and encodes 124 amino acids. Gene Ontology annotation, molecular function: proton-transporting ATPase activity, rotational mechanism. Lineage: Eukaryota; Fungi; Ascomycota; Sordariomycetes; Amphisphaeriales; Sporocadaceae. The record is from RefSeq and is a predicted model, not a curated record. The transcript is spliced from 4 exons.